Molecule: messenger RNA, 1731 nt
Organism: Paramisgurnus dabryanus
Lineage: Eukaryota; Metazoa; Chordata; Actinopteri; Cypriniformes; Cobitidae
Source: RefSeq, a predicted model, not a curated record
AUGACCACAACUGUUGCUCCAACAACGACAACUGUUGCUCCAACAACCACAACUGCUGCUCCCACGACUACAACAGUUGCCCCAACCACAACUGUUGCUCCAACGACCACAACUGUUGCACAAAGGACCACAACUGUUGUACCAACGACCACCACAGUUGCUCCAACGACCACAACUGUUGCUCCAACAACCACAACUGUUGCUCCAACGGCCACAACUGUAGCACCAAUGACCACAACAGUUCCUCCAACAACCACAACUGUUGCUCCAACAACCACAACAACCACAGUUGCUCCAACGACCACAACUGUUGUUCCAACAACCACAACUGCUGCUCCAACGACUACAACAGUUGCCCCAACCACCACAGUUGCUCUCACAACAACAACUGUUGCUCCAACGACCACAACUGUAGCAUCAAUGACCACAACAGUUCCUCCAACAACCACAACUGUUGCUCCAACGUCAACAACAGUUGACACAACCACCACAGUUGCUCCAACGACGACAACUGUUGCUCCAACAACCACCACGGCUGCUCAAACCACCACCACCACAGUUGUUCCAACGACCACAACUGUUGCUCCAACGACCACAACUGUUGCUCCAACUACCACAACUGCUGCUCCAACGACCACAACAGUUGCCCCAACCACCACAGUUGCUCCAACAACGAAAACUGUUGCUCCAACAACCACCACGGUUGCUCCAACCACCACCACAGUUGCUCCAACGACUACAACUGUUGCUCCAGUGACCACAACUGUUGCUCUAACGACCACUACUGUUACUCCAACGACCACAACUGUUGCACCAACGACCACAACUGUUGCACCAACGACCACAACUACAACUGUUGCUCCAACCACAACAACUGCUGCUCCAACCACCACCACAGUUGCUCCAACCACCACCACAGUUGCUCCAACCACCACCACAGUUGCUCAAACAACCACAACUGUUGCUCCAACAACCACAACUGCUGCUCCAACUACCACAACCGUUGCUCCAACAAACACAACGGCUGCUCCAACCACCACCACAACAACUGUUGCACCAACGACCACAACUGUUGCACCAACGACAACCACAGUUGCUCCAACGACCACAACUGUUGCUCCAACGACCACAACUGUAGCACCAAUGACCACAACAGUUCCUCCAACAACCACAACUGUUGCUCCAACGACCACAACAGUUGCCCCAACCACCACAGUUGCUCCAACGACGACAACUGUUGCUCCAACAACCACCACGGCUGCUCCAACCACAACCACAGUUGUUCCAACGACCACAACUGUUGCUCCAACAACCACAACUGCUGCUCCAACGACCACAACAGUUGCCCCAACCACCACAGUUGCUCCAACAACGACAACUGUUGCUCCAACAACCACCACGGUUGCUCCAACAACCACCACGGUUGCUCCAAGCAACACCACAGUUGCUCCAACGACCACAACUGUUGCUCCAACAACGACAACUGUUGCUCCAACAACCACAACUGCUGCUCCAACCACAACCACAGUUGCUCCAACCACCACCACAGUUGCACCAACCACCACCACAGUUGCUCCAACCACCACCACAGUUAUUCAAACAACCACAACUGUUGCUCCAACAACUACAACUGCUGCUCCAACGACCACAACCGUUGCUCCAACAACCACCACGGCUGCUCCAACCACCACCACAGUUGUUCCAACGACCACAACUGUUUCUCCAACGACC